Pseudophryne corroboree (corroboree frog) is the source of this 1535-nucleotide messenger RNA. It is a transcript of the gene GPR26, whose product is annotated as G protein-coupled receptor 26. Gene Ontology annotation, biological process: adenylate cyclase-activating G protein-coupled receptor signaling pathway. Gene Ontology annotation, cellular component: membrane. Gene Ontology annotation, molecular function: G protein-coupled receptor activity. The record is from RefSeq and is a predicted model, not a curated record. The coding region runs from base 56 to 1072 and encodes 338 amino acids. The transcript has 3 exons. Lineage: Eukaryota; Metazoa; Chordata; Amphibia; Anura; Myobatrachidae.
CAGGAUGCCAUCACACAUGGGUGCCAAGGAUGCCUAGUCAGGGGGGGCUCCAGCAAUGGAGCUGUGGGGGAUUGCUGGCUGCUCCCUGAUGGUUGUGCUGAUCCUGGCUGCGCUGCUGUCCAACGGGAUGGUGCUGAUCUGCUUUUUGAGCUGCUCUGCCCUCCGCGGGCAGGUGCCAGGCUUAUUCACCCUCAACCUCACCCUCUGCAACCUGCUGCUCACCGUCAUCAACAUGCCACUGACACUAGUGGGGGUCAUGCGUGGGCACCAGCCCGGGGGAGAGGGGCUGUGCAGGGCAGUGGGCUUCUUGGAAACUUUCCUGACCAGUAACUCCAUGCUCAGCAUGGCAGCCCUCAGCAUUGACCGCUGGGUGGCUGUGGUCUUCCCACUGAGCUAUCACUCAAAGAUGAGGUAUCAGGAUGCUGCUGUCAUUCUCCUGUAUUCCUGGAUCCACUCCCUGUCCUUCCCCACUGUGGCCCUCUGCCUGUCCUGGGUGGGCUACCACAAGACCUAUGGCUCCUGCACCCUCUACAACAAGGACCCAGAGGAGGGGACAUCUUUCCUGGCAUUCAUUGUCCUUUUCCACCUGCUCAGCUUCCUUCUGUCCUUCCUGGUGCUGUGUGUCACCUACCUGCAGGUGCUGAAGGUAGCUCGGUCCCACUGUAGAAGGAUAGAUGUGAUCACAAUGCAAACUCUAGUAUUACUGGUGGAUCUGCACCCCAGUGUGAGGCAGAAAUGUUUGGAAGAACAGAAGAGGAGGAGACAACGAGCUACCAAAAAAAUCAUCACAUUCAUUGGAACAUUCCUGCUCUGCUUCACUCCAUAUGUCAUCACCAGACUGGUCGAGAUCUCUUCCUCCACCCCCAUCAGUUCUCAGUGGGGCAUCAUCAGCCGGUGUUUGACCUACAGUAAAGCUUUGUCAGAUCCGUUUGUGUACUGCCUGACACGGAACCAGUAUAAGAGCUGUUGCCGCGAUAUUGUUAACAGACUUCUCAAACGCAGGUCUGGAAAUUCCUCUGCUCAAAGGGUCAACUCGUAUGUAGGAAACUUGGUGCCAACAACUUCUACUUAAAGAACCCAAACAUCAGAACAGGAACAGGCAUCCACUUCUCUGCCAAUGUGAUAUCUGUUACAAAAGGGAAAACUUCCAACUUUUCUCUUGUUUUAAUUUAUUGCCUUAAACUUAUUAUCAGGAUGUUGUUUAAACCUGAAGGUGGCUCUUUGUGAUGCGCAAGCACUGUCCGGAUCAUACUUUCCCAAGCAAAUGAUUAUUUCCCACCACAUGGAGAUAAACCUGGACAUACAGAGAGCACAAAACUAAUGACAUAAGUAAGUGACCAACUGAACCUACUAUAAAUGAGUUGUCUGUGAUACCAGACAGUGGGGAUUUACCUUUGCAGAUGUCACCUCUAACCAAAAGAAGGAUUGGAGAUAUGAUUCAGUAGAUGAUAAAGAUGAUAAAGAUGAUGAUGAUGAUGAUGAUGAUGAUGCCUGUUGAUGACAAUCGUGUAAAUAGAUGUCACACUAUACCCAAA